Girardinichthys multiradiatus is the source of this 3153-nucleotide messenger RNA. RefSeq names its product spliceosome associated factor 1, recruiter of U4/U6.U5 tri-snRNP (gene sart1). Gene Ontology annotation, cellular component: U4/U6 x U5 tri-snRNP complex. The record is from RefSeq and is a predicted model, not a curated record. Bases 334 to 2643 code for a protein of 769 amino acids. Gene Ontology annotation, biological process: maturation of 5S rRNA; mRNA cis splicing, via spliceosome. The transcript has a single exon. Lineage: Eukaryota; Metazoa; Chordata; Actinopteri; Cyprinodontiformes; Goodeidae.
ACAAAAGAGGAAGAAGGUUGUCGUUCGAUAAUCGUUCUAACUUUAGCGUCGUGUUGAUUGUGGAUGAUAGAACUGGACUUGAAAACACAAUUAAGCGAAGGUCAAGCAACUUGACUUGUGUUUCGCGGAUAUUGGACCUCGAAAACAAGAUCUAAGUUUCUUUGAAAUGAGCGAGUUGUGUCGUCGUGGUUCAUGUAGCUUCUGAAGCUAACGCUAGCUAGUUGAAGAGUGAACGCUAGCUACAUUUUCCUUCCUAUUCCAGCUAAGUAAGACUGUAAGCGAAUAAACCUUCGCGGAAUUUGGACCUUGUAGUUGUAAUCAGCGGAGGGAGCAAUGGGCUCUUCUAAAAAACACAAGGAAAAGAGCCGCGACAAGGACGCAGAGGAGCGCCGUCGCGAACAUAAGAAACAUCGCCACAAGGACAGAGAUGCUUCAGAUCGGGAAAAAGACAGGCGAAAGCGUUCCAGAUCCAGGGAAAAGAGCAGACGAGAGAGCCACAGCAAGGCUGAAAGGGGAAGCGGGGAGCCAAGAGUAAAGAGGGAGAAGGUUGAUCCUGGAUAUGAGGAGAGCAACGCGGAGAUACAGCCUCAGAGCGCCAGCGGAGAUGCGUCUCUCAGCAUCGAGGAAACAAACAAACUCCGUGCAAAGCUGGGCCUGAAGCCCCUGGAGAUGAACGAGGGCAAGAAGGAGCUGGGGACCAAGGAGGACCCAGUAGUGGCCGAGACCAUCAACCCUGUUAUGAUCCAAAAGCAGAAGGAGAUGAGAGAGAAGCUCGCUGCUAUGAAAGAAAAGCGCCUGCUCAAUCAAAAGUUGGGUAAAGUCAAAGCAAUCGGUGAUGAUGACUGGUUGGAUAACACGGCCGCUUGGGUGGAGAGAAGUAGAAAGCUGGCCAAAGAGAAGGAGAUGGCAGAGAAGAGAGCCAAACUUCUGGAGGAGAUGGAUGAAGAGUUUGGAGUCAGCAGCUUGGUGGAAGAAGAGUUUGUUCAAAGCAAACGAGACUCUUAUUCAUCACAGGAUCUGAAGGGUCUCAAAGUGCAGCACAAGGUGGAUUCAUUCACGGAGGGCCAGACUGUUAUCCUGACCCUGCAAGACAAAGGUGUGCUGGAAGAGGAGGAAGAUGUGCUCGUAAAUGUGGGAAUAGUGGACAAGGAGAAAGCUGAAAAGAACGUGGAGUUAAAAAAGAAGAAGCCUGACUAUAAGCCCUAUGAGGAAGAGGAGAGUGUGGAUGACAUGGUUAACUUCAAGCCCCACACUGUGCUCUCAAAGUAUGAUGAAGAAAUCGAAGGUGAGAAGAAAAAGAGCUUCCGGUUGGGCACGUGGGGCUUCGCUGAUGGGGAGCGAGAGCGUGAGCUUCAAGCAAUGAAAGAAACGCUGCGAAAUCAGGCUCAGUCCCUGGAAAUGCCCGCUCUUACCAUUGCUUCAGAAUACUACACACCUCAAGAAAUGGUAGGCUUUAAAAAGACAAAGUGCAAGGUCAAGAAGAUCAGGAAGAAGGAGAAGCUGACGAUUGCAGAUGAACUUCUCGAUGACACCCGCACCUCCGAUUUUGGCUCGAGGGUACGAGGCAGAGGCCGCAAACAGGCGGAGGAGGAGGAACAGGAGAAUGAAGAGAAAUCUAAAGAUGGUGGCGGGUGGCCGCAUGAAACUCCCCAAAUGUCAGAUGACAUCAGGAUGGCAGAGAUGGAUAUAAGUGACGAAGACGAUUACAUUCCUCCUGAGCCAGCUGUGAUUGAGGAGGAUGAGGCAGAGCAGGAGCUACAAAAACAGCUGGAGAAGCAGAGGAAGCUGAGGCAGAAACGGCUUCUCAAAGACUCUGGGGAGAAGGUGGCAGAGCAGAUUAAAGUGUUGGCUAAAGGCAAUUACGACAAUGAUGCCGAGAAGAAGAACAACAUUGUCUUCAAUGCCACUUCAGAGUUUUGCAGAACUCUGGGGGAUAUUCCAACCUAUGGACUAUCUGGCAACAGGGAGGACCAGGAGGAUAUCAUGGAUUUUGAGCAUGAAGAAGAGAAAGAUGAUGGUGGAGGUUCAGACUCUGAAAUUGAUGAGAAUAUUGGAUGGAGCACAGUUAACCUGGAUGAAGAGCAACAACAGGCUGAUUUCUCCACAGCUUCAGCCACCAUUCUGGACGAGGAGCCCAUUGUCAACUCCGGCCUUGCAGCUGCAUUAAAGCUGUGCACAAACAAAGGCCUAUUGGACACUCAGAUGCAGAAGGUGGCUCGUGUCAAAGCGCCAAAGGUGGGCCUGCCUAACGACAACUACUGCAUUGAGGACAAGAUGGGCUUUGAUGACAAGUACAGCCGCAGAGAAGAAUACAGAGGCUUCACGCAGGAAUUCAAGGAGAAGGGUAGCUAUAAGCCUGACGUCAAGAUCGAGUAUGUGGACGAAUCCGGGCGGAAACUCACUCCAAAGGAAGCUUUCAGACAGCUUUCACACCGAUUCCAUGGGAAAGGGUCUGGAAAGAUGAAGACGGAGAAGAGGAUGAAAAAGCUGGAAGAAGAGGCGCUGCUGAAGAAGAUGAGCAGCAGCGAUACUCCUCUUGGGACGGUGGCUUUGCUUCAGGAGAAACAGAAAUCUCAGAAAACACCAUACAUCGUGCUUAGUGGGAGUGGGAAGAGCAUGAAUGCAAACAACAUCACAAAAUAAGUUCCUGGGCUGUUGUGUAGCAUAGAAACCCGAAAUGCACACAGACGUAGGCAAAUAUCUUUUUAGACAAUGCCUUUCUUUUUUUUGUCCUAGCUGGUAAAAGUUUAAUUGUUGAUUUAAAAAGAAAUGUUCAAUAAAAUGAGUGCAAAUAUAUAACUGUUUUAUUUGAGUUGUGAAUUUUAUGAAGUGAACAUUAUUUUCAAUUGCAAGAUACAGUCAGUGGUAUCAUUCUGAUCCUGAAUAUUCAAAUGAGAAAAAUGCAACAGAAAUUCAAAUAUGUUUAAAACAAAGUUUGGUAAAAUUGUAAAACUUGUCUCGUUGGUUUAACUUUUAAUUAUCUAGACAAAUUUGAAAUUUCUUUUUUUAAAUGUUUUUAUGUUGUGGUCUGUUAGAUGGGAAAUGAUUGAAAAAAAAACUUGAGUACAGGAGCACAUUUUUUCUUGACACAAUUUGUUAAAGGGCUACAAAGUUUUACAAAAAUGAUAAACAUUAAAGGCAUUUCAAAAAGUA